Messenger RNA from Guillardia theta CCMP2712, 829 nucleotides. RefSeq lists its product as hypothetical. The transcript is spliced from 3 exons. The record is from RefSeq and is a predicted model, not a curated record. Gene Ontology annotation, biological process: small GTPase-mediated signal transduction. Gene Ontology annotation, molecular function: GTPase activity; GTP binding. The annotation marks the transcript as partial. Lineage: Eukaryota; Cryptophyceae; Pyrenomonadales; Geminigeraceae.
AGAUGCGGUCGAUCAAGUGCGUUGUUGUUGGCGAUGGUGCUGUGGGAAAGACGUGCAUGCUUAUCAGCUAUACAACCAACUCCUUUCCUCAGGAUUACAUCCCCACCGUUUUCGAUAAUUACAGUGCAAAUGUAAUGGUUGAAGAAAAACCUGUGACGUUGGGAUUAUGGGAUACAGCAGGACAAGAAGACUACGACAGGUUGAGACCCCUCAGCUACCCCCAGACGGACGUGUUCCUUGUUUGCUUUUCUGUCGUCAAUCCAACUUCGCUAGAGAACGUGGAACAUAAGUGGUAUAAGGAGUUGCAACAUCAUGCGCCGGGUGUUCCAAUCAUCCUAGUUGGAACCAAGAUUGAUUUGCGCAACGAGCCCCAGAUAAUUAAGAAAUUGGAAGAAGAGAAGCAGAGGCCAGUCACAGAGGAGCAGGGGAAAGCCAUGGCGAACAAGGUCAAGGCGGUGAAGUACCUGGAAUGCUCUGCAUUGACUCAGCAUGGUUUGAAGAGAGUUUUCGAUGAGGCCAUCAAGUGCGCGCUGAAGCCGCCAAAGCCUGAACCCAAGAAGAAAGGGGGCUGCACCAUCUUGUAAACUUGUCAGGGUCGUUGGUUGGGGUUUGUCUGUGCGCUUUCUCUUGCUCUCAAGCUCAGAUGGGUAAAUUUCAAAGCAAUGCCACAGGAAAGGAUGAUGAUAAACUUGGUGGAGGCCUCGUCUCUGCUGUGUUAGAAUCAUGAGUCUUCUGUGUAGAUCUUAUUUUUGUCAUGCGGCCUGCUAUAUUGGGUCGGCACUGACCUCUAUUUGUGUCAACGCGUGAAUGAAAUAACCGUGUAUCUGUG